Molecule: messenger RNA, 2393 nt
Organism: Drosophila montana
Lineage: Eukaryota; Metazoa; Arthropoda; Insecta; Diptera; Drosophilidae
Gene: E(z)
Product: histone-lysine N-methyltransferase E(z)
Exons: 8
Coding region: 87-2327 (746 amino acids)
Biological process (GO): heterochromatin formation
Cellular component (GO): nucleus; ESC/E(Z) complex
Molecular function (GO): protein binding; histone H3K27 methyltransferase activity; chromatin binding
Source: RefSeq, a predicted model, not a curated record
AUCGCAACACUUCGCUAUCAAAUACGUUAACAAACACUAACCGAGUCCGCCAGAAAUAAUUUGCUGAAAAAAUAUCUUGAUUAAAUAUGAGCAGCAAAGAAUGGAAACGCUUGGUCAAGUUGGAAUACAUGAAGAUACGCCAGCAAAAGCGCUACAAACGUGCUGAUGAAAUUAAGGAGGCGUGGAUUAAAAACUGGGAUGAGCACAACCACAAUGUGCAGGAUUUGUACUGCGAAUCGAAAGUGUGGCAGGCAAAACCCUAUGAUCCACCGCACGUUGACUGUGUGAAACGCGCUGAGGUUACCAGCUACAAUGGCGCCAACAGUGGCCCGCAGCGUGUGCCUAUUUGUGUAAUCAACGCCGUCACGCCCAUACCCACAAUGUAUACAUGGGCGCCCACUCAGCAAAAUUUUAUGGUCGAGGAUGAGACUGUGCUUCACAACAUACCGUAUAUGGGUGACGAGGUGCUUGACAAGGAUGGCAAGUUCAUAGAAGAGCUGAUCAAGAACUACGAUGGCAAGGUGCACGGCGACAAGGAUCCAUCGUUCAUGGAUGAUGCCAUAUUUGUGGAGCUGGUACAUGCUUUGAUGCGCUCGCAUAGUAAGGAGUUGGAGGAAACAGUGACGAGUCCAUCUGCCAAAACAGAGACAUCAACCGCACCAAAAUUAAAGGAAGAAGAUGAGAAAACAGAGACCACGGCAUUGUUAGAGCCAACGGCAGCAGCUUCUUCGUCUGCUGCUGAAGACAAGGAGGCUGCGCCUGCUGCAGUUAUUGCAGACACAAAGUGCAAAGUAGAGAAAGUUAAGGAGAAGCUGCCGUUUCCAGCACCUAUCAUAUUUCAGGCAAUCAGCGCCAACUUUCCGGACAAGGGCACUUCCCAGGAGCUAAAGGAAAAGUACAUCGAGCUUACCGAACAUCAGGAUCCCGAGCGGCCGCAGGAAUGCACGCCUAACAUCGAUGGCACCAAGGCGGAGAGCGUUUCACGUGAACGGACUAUGCACUCGUUCCACACAUUGUUCUGCCGGCGCUGUUUUAAAUAUGAUUGUUUCCUUCAUCGUCACCAUGUACAGGGCUUGCAGGGACACGCUGGUCCCAAUUUGCAAAAGCGUCGCUAUCCGGAAUUGAAGACCUUUGUGGAGCCCUGCAGCAAUUCCUGUUACAUGUUAAUUGAUGGCAUGAAGGAGAAGCUAGCAGCUGAUAGCAAAACGCCGCCUAUAGAUUCCUGCAACGAGGCCAGCUCCGAGGACAGUAACGAUAGUAAUAGCCAGUUUAGCAACAAGGAUUUCAACCCCGAGAACGGCAAGGAUAAUGGCAUAGCUGUCAAUAGCGCGGAAAUUAACUCCAUUAUGGCUGGCAUGAUGAACAUCACCAGCACGCAGUGCGUAUGGACUGGCGCCGAUCAAGCGCUCUUUAGAGUCCUGCACAAGGUGUAUUUAAAGAAUUAUUGUGCAAUUGCACAUAAUAUGCUUACAAAGACCUGCCGCCAGGUGUACGAAUUCGCGCAGAAAGAGGCCGCCGAGUUUAGUUUUGAGGAUUUGCGUCAGGACUUUACUCCGCCGCGGAAGAAGAAGAAAAAGCAGCGCCUAUGGUCGCUGCAUUGUCGCAAGAUACAGCUGAAGAAAGACGGGUCAUCGAAUCACGUGUACAAUUACACACCCUGCGACCACGCCGGUCCCUGCGACAUGAAUUGCUCCUGCAUACAAACGCAGAACUUUUGCGAGAAGUUCUGCAACUGCAGCAGCGAUUGCCAGAAUCGUUUCCCAGGCUGUCGUUGCAAGGCCCAGUGCAACACUAAGCAAUGCCCUUGUUAUUUGGCUGUACGAGAGUGCGAUCCUGAUUUAUGUCAAGCUUGCGGUGCCGAUCAAUUUAAGCUGACCAAAAUCACUUGCAAGAAUGUUUGCGUGCAGCGUGGAUUGCACAAACAUUUGCUGAUGGCGCCCUCGGACAUUGCCGGCUGGGGCAUUUUUCUCAAGGAGGGCGCACAAAAAAAUGAGUUCAUAUCGGAGUACUGCGGCGAGAUAAUCUCGCAGGACGAGGCCGAUCGUCGUGGCAAGGUUUAUGACAAAUACAUGUGUUCAUUUUUGUUCAAUUUGAAUAACGACUUUGUUGUGGAUGCCACACGCAAAGGCAACAAAAUUCGAUUCGCCAAUCAUUCGAUCAAUCCCAAUUGCUAUGCCAAGGUCAUGAUGGUCACUGGCGAUCAUCGUAUCGGAAUCUUCGCUAAGCGGGCCAUACAGCCAGGAGAAGAGCUCUUCUUUGACUACAGAUACGGGCCCACUGAGCAGCUCAAAUUUGUUGGCAUCGAACGAGAAAUGGAAAUCGUAUAAUAUACUUACAUUUAUAUUCGACAAAAAUGAUCUAUCCAACUAAAUAAAUAUAUAUAUUGAUCCAUA